This is a messenger RNA of Aspergillus steynii IBT 23096, 1929 nucleotides long. Its product is annotated as pepsin-like aspartic protease. The transcript is spliced from 3 exons. The record is from RefSeq and is a predicted model, not a curated record. Gene Ontology annotation, biological process: proteolysis. Bases 464 to 1732 code for a protein of 422 amino acids. NCBI's taxonomy places the organism in Eukaryota, Fungi, Ascomycota, Eurotiomycetes, Eurotiales, Aspergillaceae. Gene Ontology annotation, molecular function: aspartic-type endopeptidase activity.
UAUUUUUAAUUUUUUCCCCCUCUUUUCGGCCAUUAGACAGCCAUUGAUCCCUGCACGAUCACUAUUAAUUCUUUUACUUCUCACCUAAUCCUAAUGUCAUUCUAAUCCUUUCCCUUCUUUGCAUUCCCUUCCUUUACCUUCCGUUUCUUGCAGCAGUGGCUCUGUGAGGCUGUUGAUCUUUAUCCAUCUCUUUAUUUCUAAUUUCUUUCUUUCCCUGCUUUCUCUCGUCAGGCAUCCAAGUCGGGACUUGGUCCUGUUCCAUUCCUUUGUGCUACGUGCUAUAGUUCCGGGGAAGAACGCACUAGAAAAGACAGAAAGAAGACGGAAAACGGCAAAAAAAGACCAAAAAAAUAUAGACAUAUUCUGGACAUUCAUUUUUCGAUCUCUUUUCGGGGCUUCUUGACGAAGCAUACCGCCAUCACUCAUUUAAUUAUUAGCGCAGAGACCGACUGGACCCAGCACCAUGAGGCUCCUCUUUUCCUUCCUUUUUGCUCUGUUCUUCGCCGGCGUGAUUUCGGUCCCGACAGCCCCUCAGCGGAAGAGCAGGUCCUACAAAGUUGAGCGGGUCCGACGUGGGAAUGACGCUAUCCAUGGUCCUGAUGCUUUGCGCAAGGCCUACCGGAAAUACGGCAUCGUCCCCAUCAAUCUGGGUAUCGACUUGAAGGACUUUGAGCCCAUCAACAACGCCAAGCAUGCCGCCGUGAACAAGCAGGUCGAUGAACCCGAGCAGUCGGGAGCUGUCAGCGCGGCCUCCGUGCAGGGUGACGCUGCCUUCGUGUCUCCGGUCCUGGUCGGAGGCCAGAAGCUGGUCCUCAACUUCGAUACCGGUUCCGCGGAUUUCUGGGUCAUGAACUCGCGACUGCCCAAGAGUGCCCAGCAAGGCCGCACUGUGUAUCACCCUAGUAACUCGUCCACGUUUGCCGAGAUCACGGGAGCCACGUUCAACAUCUCUUACGGCGAUUCUUCCUAUGCCCACGGUGGCGUGGGCACCGACACUGUCAACGUCGGCGGUGCCAUUGUCAAGAGCCAGGCCAUCGGCAUCCCGGAUGAGGUUUCCGACUCCUUUAUCGAAGACACCUACUCCAACGGCCUCGUGGGAUUGGGCUUUUCGUCCCUCAACACCGUCAAGCCCCAGAGCCAGAAGACGUUUUUCGAAAAUGCCGCCGAGACCCUGGACGAGCCCGUUCUGACUGCCGCCCUGAAGGCCGACGGCGUUGGUGAGUACGAAUUCGGCGUCAUCAGCCACGACAAGUACACCGGCGAGAUCUCGAACGUGACGGUGGAUUCGUCGAAUGGGUUCUGGGAAUUCGAUUCGGCCCACUUCGCUGUCGGAAACGGAACCAUGCAAAGCAUCAAGAAGACGCCCACCGCCAUUGCCGACACCGGAACUUCUCUCAUGCUGCUCGACCAGGACGUGGUGGAUGCGUACUAUGACCAGGUGCACGGCGCGGUGUUUGCCAGCAGUGCCAGCGGCUACAUCUACCCCUGCAAUGCCGACCUGCCCAACCUUUCGAUCGCCGUCGGCCCCAAGCAUCUGGCCACCGUCCCCGGCCACCUGCUCCACUUCUCGGAGGUUGGCGUCAACCGGACCACCGGUGAAAAGGUCUGCUACGGCGGUGUCCAGUCCAACCAGGGCAGCUCGAUGCAGAUCCUGGGCGACGUGUUCCUCAAGGCCUUCUUCGUGAUCUUCGACCUGCGAGGACCGUCUCUCGGCAUUGCGUCCCCUAAAUAAAUUCCGUCCAUCCUUUCAGCCGUUCUAAUCGACUCUCGUGAAAGAUUCGACAUUUCCCAUGUUUUCGGUUUUGAUGGAGUUGUCUGGAAACCCAGGUUCAAGCGUAGAUUGCGGGCAAUAUAGAAGUGUCAAAAUAAUGUUGGGUGAUAUCAUUCUUUAGCAGAGCAAACCAAAUAAAGGCAUUUGAAAGUGAGUGU